AUGGACUGGUCGUAUCUGGCGAUUGAUCAAGAACUUCCAGUGACCUACAAACUGACGCACCGUGGAUUGACUUGGGACAGCGAGUCCAAGUAUCUACUGGCGUAUGGAGACGAUUACGGACCAUAUGAAGUUGCUUUCCAGGACCGCGACCAACUUUUGCAAGCCAUCGACACCAGCAUCACGGCAGCGAACAUGUGGAUUGCGGAAGCGACGCGGUUCAGGGAGAAGGUGCGGGCUAGUUUCGGAAGAUACCGCACCUGGCACGACUUCGCGGCGCUCCACGACGUCAUCGAAACGACCGGGGCAAAUAUGGAGAAAGCUUGCGCCCUCCGAGACAAGGACGGGAAACGCAUUGUGGAAGAGCCGGCCGUGACGAAGCAUCGCCGCCAGACGGUCGUCGAGGAAUGGAACAGCACAGAAGUGCACAAGACGAUGUCGACCCGCGACAUGAUUGUCGAGCUGACGCCCCAUGGGAGCGGACGGACAAGCGUCGACCCGAUCCUCAAGGCCUACCGUCAGAUUGCCAAGAAGCCAAAGCAC
Messenger RNA from Mesorhabditis spiculigera, 540 nucleotides. NCBI's taxonomy places the organism in Eukaryota, Metazoa, Nematoda, Chromadorea, Rhabditida, Rhabditidae. The record is from the annotation of a GenBank genome assembly.